AUUUGUAAGCUAGACAUGGACCAAGCGUAUGAUCAUGUAAACUGGGACUUUCUCCUUUAUUUAUUAAAGAGAUGUGGCUUUGGGGAGAAAUGGUGUUUGUGGAUCAGAUGGUGUACUUCAACGGCAAGAUUCUCAAUUCUGAUCAAUAGCAACCCAGAGGAAGAAGAGAGGGUGGUGGUUUUGGUCAUUGGUGGAGGAGGAAGAGAACAUGCACUUUGCUAUGCCUUGCAGAGAUCUUCCUCUGUUGAUGCAGUCUUCUGUGCGCCUGGUAAUGCUGGUAUUUCCAACUCGGGGAGUGCCACUUGUAUUUCAGACCUUGACAUCUUUGACAGCUCUGCUGUAAUAUCCUUCUGCCACAAAUGGGGUGUCGGACUGGUUGUCGUGGGACCGGAGGCCCCUCUUGUUUCAGGCCUUGCAAAUGAUCUAUCUAAGGCUGGAAUCCCUACUUUUGGCCCUUCAGCAGAGGCUGCUGCUUUGGAAGGUUCGAAGAACUUCAUGAAGAAUUUGUGUGAUAAGUAUGGUAUUCCUACUGCUAAGUACAAAACAUUUACCGAUCCAUCUGCUGCAAAGCAAUACAUUCAAGAGCAAGGGUCCCCAAUUGUUAUCAAAGCAGAUGGUUUGGCAUCUGGAAAGGGAGUUAUUGUUGCUACGACUUUGGAGGAAGCAUAUGAGGCUGUUGAUUCAAUGCUUGUUAAGGGUGUUUUUGGUUCUGCAGGUUGUCGUGUCAUUGUUGAAGAAUAUUUGGAAGGAGAAGAAGUGUCUUUUUUUGCCUUGGUAGAUGGAGAGAAUGCGAUUGCUCUAGAGUCUGCUCAGGACCAUAAACGAGUUGGGGAUGGUGAUACAGGGCCCAAUACAGGUGGGAUGGGGGCAUAUUCCCCUGCACCCAUAUUAACAAGAGAACUUCAGUCAUUGGUCAUGGAAUCCAUAAUUCUCCCUACUGUAAAAGGAAUGGCUGCAGAGGGGUGCAAGUUCGUUGGGGUUUUGUAUGCGGGGCUCAUAAUUGAGAAGAAGUCUGGCUUACCAAAGCUAAUUGAGUACAAUGUGCGUUUUGGAGAUCCCGAGUGUCAGGUGUUGAUGGUUCGGUUGGAGUCUGAUCUGGCACAAGUUCUGCUUGCAGCUUGUAGAGGAGAGCUAAGCGGAGUAUCCCUGAACUGGUCCCGGUCUGCCAUGGUGGUAGUGAUGGCAAGUAAGGGCUACCCUGGGGUCUAUGAGAAGGGAACCGUGAUUAGAAACCUUGAAGAAGCAGAGCAUGUUAGUCCGUGUGUUAAGAUAUUCCACGCAGGAACAAGCCAAGACUCGGUGGGUAACUUCAUUGCAGUUGGGGGACGUGUUCUUGGGGUCACCGCAAAAGGAAGAGAUCUUGAAGAGGCACGGGAUUUAGCUUACCAGGCUGUUGAUGAAAUUAAUUGGUCAGGAGGAUUCUGCAGGCGGGAUAUUGGUUGGAGGGCACUUCCCCGGAAACAAUUUGCUACAAAAGGGUGAAUCAAAUGCUUUGUAUUGUAACACAGCAUGCAUGGAUGAAUAUUUAAAAAAAAUUGCUCAUAGUAUAAAUUAACAACAUCUUCCAAAGAGAGGAGAGAAAAGGUGAGUUCUGUAGUGGGCCACGACCGUUUUAGCUUGUUACCGAUCUUCCAUGUCACGAGACCCCCAUCUGCUUUGUAUCAUCCAUGGAUUGAGUGGCAUUUAAGUUGAGGAUUUCUCUUGUCCAAAAUGGGAAGAGAUGUGUAAGCCAAAAA
Messenger RNA from Juglans microcarpa x Juglans regia, 1736 nucleotides. RefSeq names its product phosphoribosylamine--glycine ligase. Lineage: Eukaryota; Viridiplantae; Streptophyta; Magnoliopsida; Fagales; Juglandaceae. Gene Ontology annotation, biological process: purine nucleobase biosynthetic process. Gene Ontology annotation, molecular function: ATP binding; metal ion binding; phosphoribosylamine-glycine ligase activity. The record is from RefSeq and is a predicted model, not a curated record.